AUGCGGAAGACGAUAGCAAACAACAUUAAAUCCACAAUUCCUAAAACUGAUAAUGCAAAGGAAUUUAUGAAGUUUGUGGAAGAUCUCUUGCAAUCUGACUCUGCUGAUAAGUCAAUUGCAGGGACAUUAAUGAGUACGUUGACCACCAUGAAGUUUAAUGGUUCUUAUACCAUGCAUGAGCAUGUAACUGAAAUGGCAAACACAGCAGCAAGAUUAAGAUCUAUGGGAAUGGAAGUGAGUGAAAGUUUCCUUGUGUGGUUUAUCAUUAACUCUUUGCCUUCUGAGUAUGGGAGCUGGAAGAAACCAGGAAAGUAUAAUGGAAAGGGCAAGAAAGGACCACUGAAAGUUAAUGCGUCGUCUGUCCAAAUCCACAAGAAGGAACGAAAGAACGAUAAGUGUCAUUUCUGCAAAAAACCUGGAAACUAUCAGAAAGAUUGCAUGAAACGUAAGGCAUGGUUCGAAAAGAAAGGUAAAACCCUUGAUUUUUUUAACGACUUUCAAAAACAACAAAUAAAUGAUCAAACACUCCAUGAAGAUGUUAUUACCGAUGAACCUACGAUAGAUAUACCACAUGAAGAAGUAGCUUUAAGAAGGUCUCAAAGACCGAGAAAAUCUGCUAUUUCUGACGAUUAUGUGGUUUGUCUACAAGAGUCAAAAUUUAACCUUGGAAUGGAUAAAGAUCCAGUUUCAUUUUCACAGGCCAUGAAAAGUCAUGAUUCUAAUAAAUGGUUUGACGCCAUGAAAGAUGAGUUGAAAUCAAUGGAGCAUAAUGAAGUUUGGGAUCUUGUAGAAUUGCCUAAAGGUUGUAAAAGAGUUGGGUGUAAAUGGGCCUUUAAGACCAAACACGACUCAAAUGGCAAUAUCGAAUGA
This is a messenger RNA of Asparagus officinalis (garden asparagus), 870 nucleotides long. RefSeq lists its product as uncharacterized. The record is from RefSeq and is a predicted model, not a curated record. The transcript has 3 exons. Gene Ontology annotation, molecular function: nucleic acid binding; zinc ion binding. The coding region runs from base 1 to 870 and encodes 289 amino acids. NCBI's taxonomy places the organism in Eukaryota, Viridiplantae, Streptophyta, Magnoliopsida, Asparagales, Asparagaceae.